UAGGAAAUGUAGAUAAUUAAGCAUGAUGUGUAUUUAAGAAGUUGUUUAGUUGUUUAAAGUUUCUUGUACACAGUAAAACGGAUAAAAUUCAUCAAGACAAAAGAAACAGAUAUCUUGUUCUUUGCAUCUAUACAAACGAUUUUAGAAAAUGUGAAGUUUCAUACGAUGGUGGCUAAAUGAGUUUAUAACGCGUAUAUACUCUUGAGCAUAAGAAGACGAGCAUUACUAGCACCUUUUGAAAUGUAUUGAGAGGAUUCCCGAUAAUCUGAAUCAUUUGAAUGCCUAUAAAAUCACACUGGACAGAGACGACGAUGACACUGCUGUCCUGGGUAAUGGUACCUUUGGCACAGUUCUCCUUUGCUACCAUGAACGGUAUAACCGUUGUGCAGUUAAAUGCAUGGAAGCCCGUGAUGAUUAUAACGUAGAUAGUUCCCUGAAAGAGGUGGGCAUCUUUCUGAAGGCCGACCACCCCAACAUUGUACGGGUGUAUGGAAUCACAAGCUGGGUCGGAUCAUUCGGUAUCAUCAUGGAGUAUAUGGAGAGAGGGAACCUGUCGGUGCUCAUAGAAUCAGCGCGUACGCACAAAUAUCAAAUUCCAUUUAACCUGUUGGUGCGGAUCCUGCUUCAGGUUGCAAACGGGGUGGCGUUUCUGCACAAAAUCGGAGAAGACCAGCAGAUCGUUCACGGAGAUCUGAAACCUUCUAACAUCGUGCUGAAGGAUGACUUCACCGCAAAAGUGGCCGACUUCGGAGGAGCAACUCUACGUACUUACACCAAAACAGGCGAAAUUACGUCACGCGAUGCUGAAAACACCGUUCACACGCCACUGUACACCGCUCCCGAGCGACUGAAAGAUCUGUAUCUGCCAGCUACUAAAGCAUCCGAUGUUUACAGCUAUGGGAUGAUCAUCUACGAAUGUCUUAGCGAUGCUUCUGCUUGCCGCUUAAAAUUCGAUAAGAAUGUUAGCUUAAGACGGGUAAUUAUAAAUGAAAAGUUUAAGUUACCACGUGAUAGAAUAGAGAAGAAAAAGAAAGAUUGCGGGGAACAACUUCCCAGUCUGCUUUGUCUUGAGCAAUGCAUGGAAAAGUGCCGCCAGUUCAAUAAAGAAAAUCGGCAAACAAUGAUUGUGACUCGUAAUCAGCUACAGCUACAUUUUGACAAAGUGGCACAAAAAAACGUCUUGAACAGCAUUGCUGAGGUUUCCUCUAAUCUUGGGUCUUGUACAAAAACUCCUGCAUCAUCGAGUCAACUGAUUUGUCUAAAACACUUGAGCCCACCAUCUUUCAGGCCGUCCCAUGUUCCGCCGCACGUCUCGGUCAAUAAAGAGUUCGUCGAAACCAAACCUUUAAUAAAGAGUUCUUCUUUAAUCGUCGAAACUACCCUUUUUCAGGAAGGGGAAACCAAACCUUUAAUGGCUUUACCACCAACAACAAACAACUCUGUGUUGGAUGAAAAGAUAUUACCGCUCAUUAAAGGAGCUGAAACCGCAGUGAUAUCGGGCCCCAACCCGGAAACAGUCCUCCAAGCGUUAAACAACGCAUUGGAAGAAAAAGGAGAAUUAGGCACCGUUGAAAGCACUCGUCUUGUUUACGAAUUACACCUUCUGUGUCAAAAAUUCAACGAAACAGAAUCACUCGCCGCUCGUGAGCUGGUCAGGCAUUGUGUGAAAAGAUGCUUGGGUAUCGAGGAUAAAAAUGUACGAAAGGGCUAUCAUGACAGCUUCCUCGAGAAACUGUAGGCUGUGGUGUCAAUCAACAUCAUUUCAUACAAUGCCCUUACUGUCGUGUAGUAAUAUGUAGACAUAGUAUAUUUGCUUACUGCUAAAUAUAAUCAGUGUGUUUUGCAAUGUGUGUAAGAUAUAACCCAGUAAAGUUAAUUAAUCAUUUGCUUAUAUAUAUGCGUAUGUGAAAAUUAGUUUAGACCCAAAUAAACCACGCUUUUAGGCAAAA
Molecule: messenger RNA, 1949 nt
Organism: Ciona intestinalis (vase tunicate)
Lineage: Eukaryota; Metazoa; Chordata; Ascidiacea; Phlebobranchia; Cionidae
Source: RefSeq, a predicted model, not a curated record